ACACAAUAAUAUUUCACGCGCUGGACAGAGAAUAAUCCUUUCAAAUAUGGCAGAGCAUUGGAAGUCAGCCCCCAGAUACUGGUGCAAACAAUGCAAGAUUUUCAUCCGAGAUACGGCAUUCGAAAAGACCCAACAUGAAGCAACAGGCAAACACCAAGGAAACUUAAAGCGAUUCCUACGGGACAUCCACCGAGACAAUGAGCGCCAACAGCGGGAAACUCAGAGGGCAAAGAAUGAGGUUGAACGACUCAGACAAACUGUCUCCGGCAACACUGCUGGGAAUAGCGGCAAUGCAGCCUCCUGGAAGCCAGCAGCACCAGUUCCCCAGGCGCCACCGCGGUCAGUUUCCCUGGACGAGAGGAAAAAGCAGAUGGCGCAAUUGGCGGAGAUGGGUGUUGCGAUACCGGACGAGUACCGUGGUGAUAUGGCCCUGGCUGGAGAGUGGCAGACUGUUUCCGAGAAAGUGAUUGGCGCGGAUGGAGAAAAGACGGGUCCUUCGCUUGGGGUUCGCAAGCGCAAGCAUGAGGGGGAUGAGGAAGAGGAGGAGGCUAAACGGGAGGCGGAGAGGUUUGUUAGCAAGGGUUGGGGGUCGAGGACUCGGGAGUACCCCGGUGCGCAGGACGAUGCGGAUUUGGAUGCCCUCCUAGAGUCUACGAAGGAUGUUAAGAAAGCGAAACCUUCGACUUCUGAGGCGACUCCUAAAGAGAACGAUGAGGAAGCUGUUGAUGUCCUGGCUAAAGGCGAGGGUGACUCUGCAGCUGCAGAGUCGGAGCAGAUGCCGCAAACUGAAAAGGAACCGUCGGAAGCUGCUGCCGUGCCUCCUGGGCCCGUGGCUAAGAGUGAACCAGAAGAAGCGAGUACGGGCGUCGUUUUUAAGAAGCGCAAACCAAAGGUUAUGAGAAAAUAGGCCAACAUUGGGUAUGCGCUUCAAUUCGUCUAUGUUGCGCUACUUCACGUACCGGAUGAGUGGCUCAUCCGUAAACUCAUGUUCAUUUGCUGGUCCACAACCAGUGCAUGUCUUGACCAUACUUGACCGAGGGGUAAAGAAUAUACCAGAAAUGAACUACAGAGCGAUACGGCCCUAUUUAUGCAUUGCGGAUGGCUUGUCUACAGGAAGAAUACUGAGCCAAUUAUCGGUUGCGGUUGCCUGCUGGGUCAAGGUUAUUCUCUCCUGAUCGUGGAUGGAUAGAUUUUGGCUAACAAAAUGGAUCAUGGGCGUGAGUUAAUCUGAAGAAGGCUCGGGCCAUGCCUAUACAUACUCAACAAUGGAGUGUAUCAAAGCACCGACAUCUACUCAAGUGAACAUCAAGGUUUCUCUUUUUUAUUUUUAUAUUCCAAGGGAGAUUGUACCAUGGAGAAUUAGACAUGGUGUGAAAAAUGAGUGCGAUCCAAGGGACAUAAAUUGAACAUAUCGAUUUCAGAUGGUGGCCACCAGUUAAUUCUCCGAGAUUGAC
Molecule: messenger RNA, 1454 nt
Organism: Aspergillus caelatus
Lineage: Eukaryota; Fungi; Ascomycota; Eurotiomycetes; Eurotiales; Aspergillaceae
Product: putative formin binding protein
Exons: 3
Coding region: 47-907 (286 amino acids)
Biological process (GO): mRNA splicing, via spliceosome
Cellular component (GO): precatalytic spliceosome
Molecular function (GO): RNA binding; zinc ion binding
Source: RefSeq, a predicted model, not a curated record